Chlamydomonas reinhardtii is the source of this 2631-nucleotide messenger RNA. RefSeq lists its product as uncharacterized. NCBI's taxonomy places the organism in Eukaryota, Viridiplantae, Chlorophyta, Chlorophyceae, Chlamydomonadales, Chlamydomonadaceae. The record is from RefSeq and is a predicted model, not a curated record. The transcript has 7 exons. Bases 289 to 2073 code for a protein of 594 amino acids.
GGUAACUUUUGGCGCAGAAAGGUUGCGCAGCAUCCCGGCCAUGCGUGCCCGAGAAAAGCAAGGCCGUUGUGGGCAUUCGUUCGUUCCGCCACACUUCUGCAUAUUUUGAUUCCUCAACUCAAUUGCACCUGCUAAGACUUUUCAGCGGAGCAGGUUUCUGGACAUUGACCGCAACUUGUGAACGGCCUCUGCCUUUGAACCAUACCAGGCUCUCAAGCGGUCCCUAGAUACUGAAAGGGCGUAUCGCUCGCCCAUUAGCUUGGGCCUCCCUGCGGAAGGGCAGGAUCAAUGGCUGAAGACAAAGCCAGGUCCUCGGGCACGGCGGAAGACGUGCUCGAGCGCGUCAAGAGUCAUGACUUCCUGGUCAAGUGCCUGCGCAAGGCCAAGUUUUCCGCGGACCUGCUGCAGGAUACAGUCGACGCGUGCGAAAUCAACGAUUUGAACGCGCUUGUCCUGGGCUCGGGUCUGCUUAGCGUGUCGGAGGCGUCAGAGCAGUUGUUCUUGAUGACGGACGAGGCGAGCGCGGUGGUCCAGGUGUGCCGCAAGGAGUGCUUGCGCGCUGGGGUCAACUUCGGUGACGGAGCCAAACUGACGGCGGAGGAGCUCGCUGAGGUGGACGAAGAGCCCGAGCCUGUGCCAGCAGCACCAGCGCACACCGGCGCGCACCAACCGGGACGCGCUCACUCUCACACCCGUAUAUCGCCGGGGAAGACACAGUCACCAGCAGCGCUCCUGGCGCAAGCGGGCGCGGCGAGCCAACCAGCUGCUGCUGCUGCACCGGCUGCACCGGCGCCGGCUGCACCAGCGCCGGCUGCAGCGGCUGCGCCAGCGCCCUCUGCGCCGCCCGCUGCACCGGCUGCGUCCACUCCCGCGCCGGCUGCAGCAUCAGCACCGGCGGCCAGCCCUGCCGCGGAGCCCGCUCCGGCGCCUUCUCCAGCACCGCAGCAAGCGACCCCGCCUCCUGCAGCCAGCUCCAGCUCGGCGACGCACGCGGACCACCCGGACCCCAACUUCCUUAUAAAGCCACCGGUCGCGGCAAGCGUCGCGGCGGCAGCGAGCACGCCAGUAGCGGCCACGCCGCACAGCGCACGGCACAGCCACAUCCCCCGCCCGGCUGCCGCAACGCCUGUCACGCCGGCAGCAGGGCACGCCACGCCCCGGGAACGCCCGGCCGCAAAGCCUGCGACGCGCGCUUCGCCCUCAACAACCAUCCCAACACCCAUGGCGGCCGCAGCAGCACCCACGCCGUCCAUGAACGGCAAGCACACGCCUGCGGCAGGUCUGGCGGCUAGCAGCGCCAGCUCGUCCAAACCGCCGCGGCCUGGCUCGGCCCCAUUGACGGCGCGGGGACCGGCGGUGACGCCUUCCUCGGCCGCCGCCAAGGAGCGCCCCGCCUCAGCUAUGCCCACGCAGACGCCGCCCGCGCGGCUGCCUUCUUACGCGAGGGCGACGGCCUCGCACAAGGCGCGCCUGCUUAAGGAGGACACGGACGUGCCGUCGACCUCGUCGCCCCCGCCGCCGGUGACAUUCGCCAGCACUGCCAAGCCGCUGCGGCGAAACUUUUAUUCCAUGCCGCGCCCUUCCAGCGCUACGCCCGAGGAGAAGAAGGAGCCCAAGAAGCCCAUCUUCGACAACAUCCGCAGCAGCUUGCUCCGGCCCACGGCGGCGUUCCUGGCGUGGACAGCGGGCAAGUCCAAGGCGAGCAAGGAGGCCGACCUCAAAGCUAGCCAGACGCUGCAGGCGGAGUCCUCCAAGGCCACCAAGGGCAGCAGCCCUGCGAUGACCAAGUCGAUGCCGGGAGCGGCCUCCAGCCCGGGUGCCGCCGGCGCCAAGGCCGGGACGCCGGAGCCGUUCCGCCUGGCGUCCAUGGAGCGGCACCAGAAGGCGCAGGAGGAGCUCGCGCGCAAGCGGGAGGAGAAGGCGCGCCAGGAGUCCAGCAUCCCGAAGUUCAAGGCAACCCCGGCGCCCAGCGUGGCGACGGGCGGCCCAGCGAGCGCUUCAAAGACGUCGCCGAAGCGGUCCUCCGCGGCGCAGACGGAUGUGUCGUCCACGUUGGCUGCACCGCAGCCAUGAGCAGCUGCCGUGCAGGCAGACCGCGCCGUGGGCCAUUCGAGGUCGUACGAGCGUGAGAUGGCUAUCAAUGGGCAGGCGCCGAAUGCUGUAUGGCGAAUAGGGCACUGCAGUGCGUAACAAGGUCGUCAAGAGGGGAAUGUCAUUCGUCUCAGGUGAAGCUGAAGGUAUGGAGGCACAUGAGCGGGUGCGGGUGCGGAGCAGCGGCUGCGCGAGUAGGUCAUGUCGAGCGCGCGCUCGUACAGACGGUACUGUGUAUUCUCAUGUAGCUUAGGUGAAGCCCCGGCUUUCGAAUGCGGGGAAGCGGCAGGCGAGGGAUGGCGACUACCACUGCGGAGUGAGGAUAGAUGCCGGCAGGUGCGGGCCGCACCGGCCUGCCCGCAUACGGCUUGCCCGGAGGGAUUUGGAUUUUUUCGGAGAAGCGCAUAGGCGCCAUUUGUGUAGCAUGUAGUAUGUGCCACCGGCACGCCGCAUGCCGAUGUACGGUGGAGGCGUGAGGAGGCGUGAGGUGGAGGGCAUGGGAGGUGAAAUGACGCUGCUCAUGCAAUCCCAGCGCGCCUU